Molecule: messenger RNA, 940 nt
Organism: Ceratotherium simum simum (southern white rhinoceros)
Lineage: Eukaryota; Metazoa; Chordata; Mammalia; Perissodactyla; Rhinocerotidae
Gene: ERICH4
Product: glutamate rich 4
Source: RefSeq, a predicted model, not a curated record
AGCAGAGUUGAGGUUGGACUUCAACAGGAAAAGAGAAACACAUGAGGCUGCUGAUUCUCACUGCAGAAUGGACUUUGGGAUAUGCCAUCCCAGCCUCCCUCCUGCCCUACCCUUUCCUCCCCCCAACCCCCAGCUCCCCAGGGGACUGGGUCACUCUGGACCUUGCUACUUCCUGCUCCUGGCUGCCACUGCUCAGAGAUAUGGAGCUGUGGAGGCAGCUCUGGCAGGCUGGACUGGUGCCCCCGGGACUGGGCCCACCUCCCCAGGCCCUGAGGGGCAUCCCCCCAGUGGGGAGGGCUGGGCAGACCCUCAUGUCCCCAGCGGUAGACACCAAAGGUGCCAGGGAGAGUCUGCUGUGGAUCUGGGAGGAGCUGGGGAACCUCCGCCGAGUGGAUGUCCAGCUGCUGGGCCAGCUGUGCAGCCUAGGGCUGGAGAUGAGGGUGCUGCGGGAGGAACUGGUCACCUUCCUGGAAGAGGAGGAGGAGGAGGAGAGCAUCAAGGAGGAGGAGGAGGAUGAAGAGCCCGAGGGGAAGCAGGAGGAAGGACACCUGGUGGUCUCCUGCCCCACCCAGUCUCACCGCCUCCCUGACUUUGAGAUGACCAUCUGAGGCCCUGCCAGUGUGCUUCGGACUGACACAGGAAUGAGAUGCAAGUUUAUGCAAGGAAGAGGGGGCGAUUUUCAGGUCAAAUCAAGUGUAAAUGGUGAUUUGGAGUCAACUCCUGUUCCUUGAGCAAGUGCUUUCCCUGAAGAUGUCUGAGAUGAAAUUGAGGGGUGGCCUGUGGGCUGUGGGUGUGUUUGCAGGUGAUGUGGGAAGUUGGCAGAGAAACUCUAGGGAUAUUUGCAGAGGAGCCGCAGGUGGGUUGCAGAGGAGAUGUGGGUCUUUGCGCAUAUGAUGGAGAUGCGGGCAGAUGGCUAUCGAGCCCCUGAAAUGUGGCUAGC